Colius striatus (speckled mousebird) is the source of this 1635-nucleotide messenger RNA. It is a transcript of the gene METTL26, whose product is annotated as methyltransferase like 26. The transcript has 2 exons. Bases 18 to 1109 code for a protein of 363 amino acids. NCBI's taxonomy places the organism in Eukaryota, Metazoa, Chordata, Aves, Coliiformes, Coliidae. The record is from RefSeq and is a predicted model, not a curated record.
CACACACACACACACGGAUGCGAGGCGCUCCCGCUCCGGCCAUGCAAGCGCCGGCGGCCGCGCAGCGCAACAAGGGCCCGAUCCUGGCCGUGCUGCGGGAAUACGCGGGCUCUGGAGCCCACGCGGGACGCGACGACGUGCUGAGGGUGUUGGAGGUAGGGGCGGGCGCGGGGCUCCACGCCGCUUACUUCGCCCGGGAGCUGCCACAAACGCGCUGGCAGCCUUCAGACGUCGACCCCCGGGCUCUGCGCAGGAAAGCCCCAGACUCAGCUCUUAGGUGGCUCAUCGGGAUGGCCGGCACUGCUGUGAGCCCGCCCAGCUUCCCCUGCUCAGGGCUGGCUUGUUUUUCCUCACGAAAGACACAACAUUGGACCCUCAGGCAGCUCAGCUUCCCUCACUCAACGCUUCCUUUAUUCUUCUCCAGAAAAGCCUCAGUAUCCAACAACUCCCAGGCAUCGCAGCCUCUCCAGCUCAGGGAUAUUCCCCCCCCUAGAAAAGCCUCAAUACCCAACCACUCCCUCCCAGCCCAGGCUCCCCACUUCAGGACUCCUUUUUACCCAGAAAAACCCCCAAUAUCCAGCUCCCAACCAGGCCACUCUGCAGGAAAAAACACAACAUUCCACUCCCAAACAUCUCAGGCUCCCCAGCUCGGGAUUGUUUUUCCCCCAGCAGCCUCAGUAUCCGUCUGCCCUCCCCUCCCCCGCCCCGGAGUGCUUCCUGCCCGCAAAGCGCCCGCGCAGCCGUGGCUCAGCCCUCCCCCUACCCACGCGUGCCCGCGAUGCCCCACGGUGAUGCUGAGCCUCAUGCCCGGCUCCUCAGCCCCGAUUCCCGGCUCCCCAGCCCUCCCCGGCAGCGGUUCCCAGCGCCUCGCACCCCGCACCGCCCCCGCGUUUCUUUGCCCCGCGUGUGCGUGCGUGGGUCUGCCCGCACCCGAAGCACAGCCAGCCGUUGCGGAGCCGGGUCCGUUGCCAAUCAGGAGCCAAAAAUCCGAGCUCUGCAGCUCGGAGGGGAUGAAAAUGAGCCCGGGGCGGGGGUGCAGCCGCCGUCCUUCCCGGCGCCUCCCCCGGCAGCGGCAGCGUCCCGCGGGGAAUGUGCCCAAAAGGGUGUGAAUCGCACCCAAAGCAGCUGGUCCUAGUGCAGCGGUGCGGGGAGCGUGCGGGCAGCCUGAGCACGUGUGUGCGGGAGAGGCGGGGGCAGCCCCGCGGAGACGCAACAGCGCCGGGGGAUGGGCUGAGGCGUCUCUCGGUGCCUGCUGCCGGUCCUGCAGCUGCCUAGAAUCAGAAUGAUCAGCUCCCUGGGCAGCCUGGCACAGGGGCUGACACCCUCCCAGGGAAAUUCAGCUCCAAUCUCGCCUCCCCUGGGGCAGCUGCAGCCUGUUGCCUCUUGUCCUGUCAUUGCUGCCUGGGGAGCAGAGACUCCCGUGGCUCCAGCCUGGCCAGGGCCCUCUGCAGCUCCUUCCUGCCCUCUCAGGCACACCCCCACACCCACCCAGCUCGGCCUCAUCCCCAAAAUGAUUCAGGGUUCCCUCAAUCCCCUCACCCAGACCAUUGACACGGAUGCUGAUGGGCCAACACCUGCCUGCUGAGAAGCAAGGAGCCAUACCAGAGCCCUCACCCUGUGUAGAGCCCCCACAGC